UGGUCGCGACGAGGUGGCAAUCAGGGCGGGCCCAAGCGACUGCGCUCGCCCUGCUCGGUGCUGCCGCCGCGGUCCGCUUACGCUGUUGCCGCUGCAGCAGCCGCCUGGGUCCCCUUGACCGCUGCCUCUGAAAGGGGGCUGCCUCCCGGGCUCGGGGCGCAAACAUCAUGUAUGGAUUUGUGAAUCACGCCCUGGAGCUGCUGGUAAUCCGCAAUUACGGCCCCGAGGUGUGGGAAGACAUCAAAAAAGAGGCACAGUUAGAUGAAGAAGGGCAGUUUCUUGUCAGAAUAAUAUAUGAUGAUUCCAAAACUUACGAUUUGGUUGCUGCGGCAAGCAAAGUUCUCAAUCUUAAUGCUGGAGAAAUCCUCCAAAUGUUUGGGAAGAUGUUUUUUGUCUUUUGUCAAGAAUCUGGUUAUGAUACAAUCUUGCGCGUUCUGGGAUCUAAUGUCAGAGAAUUUCUACAGAACCUUGAUGCUUUGCACGACCACCUUGCUACUAUCUACCCAGGGAUGCGUGCACCUUCCUUUCGGUGCACAGAUGCGGAAAAGGGCAAAGGACUCAUUCUGCACUACUAUUCUGAGAGAGAAGGACUUCAGGACAUUGUCAUUGGAAUCAUUAAAACCGUAGCUCAACAAAUACAUGGCACUGAAAUAGAUAUGAAGGUUAUUCAACAAAGAAAUGAAGAAUGUGACCAUACUCAGUUUUUAAUUGAAGAAAAAGAGUCAAAGGAAGAGGAUUUUUAUGAAGAUCUUGACAGAUUUGAAGAAAACGGUACCCAGGAGUCACGCAUCAGCCCAUAUACCUUCUGCAAAGCUUUUCCUUUUCACAUAAUAUUUGACCGGGACCUGGUGGUUACCCAGUGUGGCAAUGCCAUCUACAGAGUGCUUCCACAGCUUCAGCCAGGAAAUUGCAGCCUUUUGUCAGUCUUCUCUCUGGUUCGUCCUCAUAUUGACAUUAGUUUCCAUGGGAUUCUCUCACACAUCAAUACAGUUUUUGUGUUAAGAAGCAAGGAAGGAUUGUUGGAUGUUGAGACCUUAGAAUGUGAAGAUGAAUUGACUGGAACUGAGAUCAGCUGCCUACGGCUCAAGGGUCAAAUGAUCUACUUACCAGAAGCAGAUAGCAUACUAUUUCUGUGCUCACCAAGUGUGAUGAACCUGGAUGAUUUGACAAGGAGGGGGCUCUACUUGAGUGACAUCCCUCUACACGAUGCUACUCGGGACCUUGUCCUUUUAGGAGAACAAUUCAGAGAGGAGUACAAACUCACCCAGGAACUGGAAAUCCUCACAGACAGGCUGCAGCUCACAUUAAGAGCCCUAGAAGAUGAGAAGAAAAAGACAGACACGUUACUAUAUUCUGUCCUUCCUCCAUCCGUUGCCAAUGAGCUGCGACAUAAGCGCCCAGUGCCUGCCAAAAGAUAUGACAAUGUGACCAUCCUCUUCAGUGGCAUCGUGGGCUUCAACACAUUCUGCAGCAAGCACGCUUCUGGAGAAGGGGCCAUGAAGAUUGUUAACCUCCUCAAUGACCUCUACACCAGAUUUGACACCCUCACUGAUUCACGGAAAAAUCCAUUUGUGUAUAAGGUGGAAACAGUUGGUGAUAAGUACAUGACAGUGAGUGGUUUACCAGAGCCUUGUAUCCACCAUGCACGAUCCAUUUGCCACUUGGCCUUGGACAUGAUGGAAAUUGCUGGCCAGGUUCAAGUAGAUGGUGAAUCUGUUCAGAUAACAAUAGGAAUCCACACUGGAGAGGUAGUGACCGGUGUCAUAGGGCAGAGGAUGCCUCGGUACUGUCUUUUUGGGAACACUGUUAACCUCACAAGCAGAACAGAAACCACUGGAGAAAAGGGGAAAAUAAAUGUGUCUGAAUAUACAUACAGAUGUCUUAUGUCACCAGAGAAUUCAGAUCCACAGUUCCAUUUGGAGCACAGAGGGCCAGUCUCUAUGAAGGGCAAAAAAGAGCCAAUGCAAGUUUGGUUUCUCUCCAGAAAAAAUGCAGGAACAGAGGAAACAAAACAGGAUGAGGACUGAAUUUUGGAUUACAGAAUGAAGAGGACUGCAGGUGAAAUUCCAGUUGUCUCCUAACUUGUGCCAAGCCCAGUAGCAUUUAUUCGCUAUAGAUACCUACUUUGCAAUGUCCUUUUCAUUUACUCUUAGCCUUUCUCCUAGAUAAAUCUUUCACUUCUUGCUAUCCAGCUUUGACUCAGCUUUUGGUUAUGAUGUUCCAAGUUUUAGCUUAUUUCUGUGGUAUAUUUAAAGUCUGGCUUUAGAGGUGUCUGUUGUGAGCUUCAUGUACCUUAAAAAUUUACUGCAAGCUUUACACCUCAUGGUGACUUGCAGGGAGUGGGCACUCAAUCUUUGUAGUAUUUGAUGAAAUGAAUCUGAGCAUUAUUUGACCAUGUAUAUACCUAGCAUGGUUUGCCAAAUAUGUUUAGUUCUCCAUAUAUAUGUAUAUAUCUAUUUUAAUGACUAUAAUAUGUAAUAAAGUUUAUAUAGUGUUGGUGUAUAUCAUUAUAUAUAUUAUUUUCUAAAGGAGUGAAUUGUAACUUUUAGGGAAAAUACAAUUUAUUUUCAUGUUCCCAGAGUAGGAAUUAAUAUAUCAUGCUAAGAGAACAGUAAUCAUUUUGAAGUUUGCUAAUUUUCCUUCAAAAAUAAGGAAUAGAUAUUUCUAUUAUUAAAUUUGUGUUGCUAACACAAAUCUUGUGGCUAUUAUGAUUCCUCUAAAAUACUGCCAUUGAUACUGUAACCCUCUUAUUGAUGUCAGUAGCCACAUGCAACUGUCAUAGAAAGCUGCACAGAAUCACACUGAGCUAGUUCAUUGGCUUGGGCUAAAAGAAGUUUUAGCUAAGUCUGAAAAUAAAGCUGUACAAAGCAAUCCUGAACAUUCCUGUAAUAGCCUUUUCUGCCUAUUUUUUCCCAGAAAUGAGCUUUUUUUCCUCUUUAUUUCAAAGAUUGUAACUAUACCCAGGACAUCAUGUUAAGAAAAAUUAGUUUAAUUUCAAUCUGGAAUAAUCACUAUUGGAAUAAUGGCCUGUUUUUCUUAAAUGUCUCUGAUAACUUAUUAAUAUCUGUCUUUAUAAACCAUAGUGCAGCUACUUUUGUGUAAAAAUAUUUGUCUUUAAAUUUAAUAUUUCAUAUCAGCAUAUCCAUAUAUGUAUAAGUGUUUCAUGUUAAUGUGUAAAAGAAUCUGCAAUAAAUUAUUUUUUCCACUUUCUUCUAGACAAUUUUUAUUUUAAGUAAAUUAU
Elephantulus edwardii (Cape elephant shrew) is the source of this 3241-nucleotide messenger RNA. It is a transcript of the gene GUCY1B1, whose product is annotated as guanylate cyclase 1, soluble, beta 3. The transcript has 14 exons. Lineage: Eukaryota; Metazoa; Chordata; Mammalia; Macroscelidea; Macroscelididae. The record is from RefSeq and is a predicted model, not a curated record. Gene Ontology annotation, biological process: cGMP biosynthetic process; response to oxygen levels. The coding region runs from base 168 to 2027 and encodes 619 amino acids. Gene Ontology annotation, cellular component: guanylate cyclase complex, soluble. Gene Ontology annotation, molecular function: heme binding; guanylate cyclase activity.